GUCCCGCUCACAGAUUUGGGAAAUUCCCAGCUUGGCAAGUUCUCACAUGGUAUGAUUGUGUGACUCGGGCAAAGUUUAGCCUAUUUAGACUCGCACGGACGGCCCGUUGGAUCAGGCACGGCAAAGUUCCAGACUCCAUGGGCAGGUUUACGUUUGUUCGUGGCCCUAGUCCAGGCUCGCCGGCGCCACCGGCGCCGCCUUCUUCCGGCAUGUCCAAUCCGGCGGCUCGCUCUCCCACGCGGGAGGAAGGUCGCCGCGGUCCGACGACUCGUGCCAGGUCUUCAUCGUCUACGGAAAGCGCCAUGGUCCUGGAGAGGCUCACCGACGACCUCCUCGCCGAGAUCCUUUCACGGGUCCCCGCAAGUUCAGACAACGGCUGCAAUCUCGUCUCCAAGCGUUGGCGCAGCCUCAUCGACCGCCCCGACCACCGCAAGAGGCUUCCCCAGCCCCUGGCAGGCUUCUUCUACAACAGCACCAGCAAGCAUAGUUUAAAAACCCGGACCGGUGAGGCUGCCGGUUCAGAUUUUCACCUGUCCGACCGCCGGUUUUUUCGGUUCAAUGUCAUGAUGAAUGUUACGUGGCUCUACAUGUUUGGUUAACAUUUACCGCAUGAGCGAACGAGUGCAAUGAUUAGCUAGUAAAAAGCCAUGAUGAAUGCUAUGUAGCUUAAACAUAUAUCUCCAGACGAUGUGUGUGAUCAUUUCUUGUUUACAGCUAGAUGUGCUUUC
Messenger RNA from Triticum aestivum (bread wheat), 728 nucleotides. RefSeq names its product F-box protein At5g07610-like. Gene Ontology annotation, molecular function: protein binding. The transcript has 2 exons. Bases 138 to 599 code for a protein of 153 amino acids. Lineage: Eukaryota; Viridiplantae; Streptophyta; Magnoliopsida; Poales; Poaceae. The record is from RefSeq and is a predicted model, not a curated record.